UUAUCAGUUAACUUUCUGGCAUGUACACAGGCGUGUUUUUCGUAGAUCAAUAUGAAGCCAGAAACAGAACGUUGUUCAGUGGAGAUUUAAUCAUAGUCCAGGAAUGUGUGUGGAUUCUAGAUAAACAAUGGCAAUUAGAGAACUCUCUUCUAGUUCUAGCAGUCUUAAAUCUGCAACAAUUAUUUUACUUGUUGUGCUAGUUAUUCAUAUAGUUGGAUUUUCUUUACCAAGAUGGAUUUCUGUAGAAUUAACACUUACACAACGUAUGGAACAUAUGGAAGGACAGACCAUCGAAACCGGCUAUCAUGUCGGUCUCUGGCAACAUUGUGCAUGUGCAAACUUUCUCGACUCCGGUGCAUGUCUUUGUUUCUCCAGAACAAAUGAUCCAACGUGGUUCAACAUAGUACAGGCUGCGGAAACCCUCGGACUUAUUGGACUAGUUGUGUCUAUGUUAUUGUCACUGACCACGUUGUUCUAUCAAAAGAACAAGAAGUUUAUGAUAGCCAACGUCCUGAUUUUACUGGUCUCAGGUACAUUGAUGGUGGUUGGUUUGGUCGUUUUCAAAGUCAAAACGGAUACAUUUGAGUUAUUUAAAGACUUGGGUAAAAUUGAUACAUCAGUAAUGGAAAUCGACCAAGUUCACGCCAAGCUUAAUUACGCUUAUUUCCUGUGUGGUGUUGCAGGCUGCCUUAGUAUACUCGUGUGCGCGCCUCUCUAUGUGAAAGAUUUAUGUUCUUAUACCCCCGACACAUUGAAUGAAUCUGCGGUACAAUAUACAGCUCAAGGUCAAUGCCUUGUACAAGGAAAUAUGGACAGCGGAUAUAUGAGAACCUCGGAUGAACAAUAUGGAUUUCCACCAGCUUACGAGCAGCGUUAUGUGCCGAACAAUGCUGAACUGCCCUAUAAAUCAUAACGUGAACAGUGCAGAACUGCCCUUUAAAUCAUAACGUUCUCAAGCGCAUACAUUCACGUUUUAUAAAUGCCUUGUAAGUAGCAAAAUUACACAUGUAUUUUAAUACCUUUAAAAUAAUAUAGUUUAUCAUGGUAUCACCGUAAUUACAGGACGGUGCCUUACGUGCUUGUUGUAGUUUAGAGAAGGGCAUCGUUAGACUUAGUAUCCACGUAGACAAUAACAAUUACGCCAAUAUUUGACGCUAUGUAUGCAAAUUAGCAAAUGUUCGGAUUAAGGCGAUAGCGGUGUGGAUGCGAUACUGUACAUUAUGUAAAUAGUCCACGAGUAUGGUCUUCUCAUGACGUGUUUAGCUCGAGUUAAUAAUUACACUAUAUGAAUUGUCCUUCUAUAUAUCUUUUGUGAAAAUGCAUAAAAAUAUAAACAAACCCGGAGGGAUUUUUUUAAAGAUUGUGUGUACAUACAGAACGUUGAUUCCAAUCCCGGCGUCAUGAUUCGAUCAAAUAUGGACAAUCGAUCUCCGAUGCAUGUAUAAAUAAAUCUGUUCAUCGUAUAUAAAUAAAUAUUUGUAUAUUGACAAAA
This is a messenger RNA of Ruditapes philippinarum (Manila clam), 1492 nucleotides long. RefSeq lists its product as uncharacterized. Bases 128 to 913 code for a protein of 261 amino acids. The record is from RefSeq and is a predicted model, not a curated record. NCBI's taxonomy places the organism in Eukaryota, Metazoa, Mollusca, Bivalvia, Venerida, Veneridae. Gene Ontology annotation, cellular component: plasma membrane. The transcript is spliced from 3 exons.